Molecule: messenger RNA, 1167 nt
Organism: Marasmius oreades (fairy-ring Marasmius)
Lineage: Eukaryota; Fungi; Basidiomycota; Agaricomycetes; Agaricales; Marasmiaceae
Exons: 3
Coding region: 1-1167 (388 amino acids)
Biological process (GO): protein phosphorylation; mitotic DNA damage checkpoint signaling
Cellular component (GO): nucleus; cytoplasm
Molecular function (GO): ATP binding; protein serine/threonine kinase activity
Source: RefSeq, a predicted model, not a curated record
AUGGGUCUUUUCAUAACCAAACAAUGGGAAGCAUAUCGUUGGGUCGUCUACAAGAAGAAAGAUGAGAAAAUAAUUUUCCAGAGGAAAGCUUAUGAUCUGCAAGAUCCGCACGCACUUGCGUCUUUCAUCCGUUCGAUGUAUAACUACACAUACUACGUCUACCACUUCGGUCCCAUCGUCAAGGAGCAAACCGUCGAUAAAUUGGCCAGGGAAGUCCAGGAGACAUACCCUCGCACCCUCACUACCAAGACCACCAAAAAGCGAAAAAUGGACGAAUCACAAGACGACGGGUCAGAGCAGGAUGGCGGUGGGCAGGCUAGUGAGCAGGGCGGUGGGCUCCAGGUCCGUAAAGCUAUGGAAAUAACAUUACUGGACUCCGGAUACGUUAUGGGCGGGGAGAUAAAAAAAGGUGUUUUCCGAGUGCUACGCAAAGGAAUGCCAUUCAUCGCAAAACUGGGAAACCCCGACGAACUGUCUUUCUUGCGUUAUCUCUCUUCGAUAGAAUCAACCCAGAAACAUACCCUCGACUUUGUGGACAUCUUGGAGUCCCUUAUAGGGCAACUGAUGAUCCUCCCUAUGCAUCACUGUCUUGAUAACAUCGACAUUGCUAACACUCCACUGAUGGGCCGGUCCAUCCAACUACGUCGUCAGCUUGUGGACGGUGUGGCAUUCCUUCAUAGACUUCACAUUGCGCACCUAGACAUCAAGCCUUCGAAUAUCGUCUACGACUUCAAAGCUCAACGUCUAUUUAUUAUUGACUUUGACGUUGCUGUCUGGUGCAAUGACACGGAAGCGAAGGUUAAGAUUUGCUGGGGUACUGAAGGUUGGACAGCUCCAGAAGUUGUUCUCGAUGAAAGCAAACCAGUACGACCAGUAAACCCUAUCAGGGUCGACUUAUGGUCCUGUGGGCGAGUCCUCAAAUGGGUCGAUCAGUUUUCAUACGAAAAUGAAAAUGACGUCGAUUUGACGCGGUUAUCUCUUCUUCUUAUGGAUGAUCAACCAGAAUACCGGCCUCAGUUAGAUGGCAUGAUUUAUGAAGAGCCAGGUUUCUGGUGUUCGGAUUGCCUCACUCAAGCUCUUGACAGUCAUUGUGACUAUGUUUCACGUUUGCGAUCUUUAGAGAACAUGUCAAGAUUAAGCGAGAAGCGAGGAAGGGAAAACCGAUGA